AUGGAACUUGUGACCACCCUUUCGCAGCUGACGGUGUCAGAAAGAGAGCACGCAGAGGAGGACACAGGGUGUCCAUGUCCAAAACCAGCAAGCAACGGCGUCCCAGGGCAGCUGAGAGCUGCCGGCCGGUUAUGGCUUCCCGUCUUCUCCUCCUCCUCGCCACCUUGGCCCUUCUCUUCGUCGCAGCCGCAGGGCAGGAGGGCAACAAUAUCUCGAAGCCGUUUAAUCCGUCCUGCUCGACGUCGGACAACUACACCGACGGGCCACGGCAGCCAGUACAAGAAGAACCUGGACCAGUUCCUGGCCGCGCUCCCCACGGCGGCCGGUGACAACGGCUGGUUCUACAAGGGCAGCGCCGGGUCGGGGCCCGACGCGGUGUUCGGCCUCAUCAUGUGCUUCGCGGACCGCGACGCGUCCGAUUGCCUCUACUGUAUCUCCACGGCGUCAGCCGGGAUCACGACGGCGUGCCCGGGCAGCCGGAACGUGAGCGCGGCGUACGACGCGUGCGUCCUCCGGUACUCGGCCGCGCCGAUCCCCACCACCGCGGACCUCGGCUACGUAUUCGCCGAGCCGCUGACCCCCAUCGGCAUGCCUGUGACCUCAGAAGCUGUGCCGCACGCCUGGGUGCCGCUGAUGAUCGCCCUCUCAAGCGGCAUCGCCUUUGACACGUCGCGGAGUUUCAGAAGAAGCAUGGCGUACUCGAGCACGGGCUCGCAGGAGAUGAAGAUGUACGGGCUGGCACAGUGCACCAGGGACCUCAACGGCAGCGAGUGCUCGACCUGCAUCAGGAGCUACGCCAUCAGGCUGGGGAAGCUGUUUCCCAAUCACACGGGAUGCUCCAUCAAGGGCUACAGCUGCUACCUGCGCUACAUGGUGUCGUUCCUGAUAGACAUCACUCUGCCGCCGGCGCCACCUACGUCUUCGCCGCCAACUCCAGGUACACAUCCUCCUGCUGCGGCUUCCUUUAUCCGUUUAUCGUCAUCGACUGAUGCAGGGCAACAACGUUGA
Molecule: messenger RNA, 1008 nt
Organism: Miscanthus lutarioriparius
Lineage: Eukaryota; Viridiplantae; Streptophyta; Magnoliopsida; Poales; Poaceae
Source: the annotation of a GenBank genome assembly